Messenger RNA from Xiphophorus maculatus (southern platyfish), 5213 nucleotides. RefSeq names its product calcium voltage-gated channel auxiliary subunit alpha2delta 4 (gene cacna2d4a). The transcript is spliced from 40 exons. Gene Ontology annotation, molecular function: voltage-gated calcium channel activity. Bases 508 to 3846 code for a protein of 1112 amino acids. The record is from RefSeq and is a predicted model, not a curated record. NCBI's taxonomy places the organism in Eukaryota, Metazoa, Chordata, Actinopteri, Cyprinodontiformes, Poeciliidae. Gene Ontology annotation, cellular component: voltage-gated calcium channel complex.
GGUGCUGGAAGAGAGAAGGAAAAGAUACUCUGGAGAGACAGGAUGUCCCUACAAUCCAUUUAUCAGUCUAUCUAUCGGCUCUCUGCAUGUUAAUUCCUUUGUUUUGGGCAGUUUUGUUUUUCAACCGGGACCAUGUGAAGCUGUCUGGAAGAGCGGUGGAAAAUUCUCACAUUAUUCUCCGAAAAUUCCCCCCACCCCCUGGAUUCAAGAGAGGAGAAGGAUGGAAGAGAGAAGUGGAGGAUAGAAGUAAUAGAAAUCAGAUCAAACGCCCUGGAAAGUGAGGUGUUGAAGAAUGACAGGACUUAAAUGGGACCCCUUGUGCACAGAAGUGACGUCUGACAUUGGGGAUACAAACAUUGCCUAUUCUUUCAUGUGUUUGGAUACCCAGCUCAGCUGACAUCAAACCAGUCAUUCAGACUUUUUUUUGUUCAACAUCUAGUAACUUUCUCUUCUAAUCAGCAUGCCUCUUAAAACCUUUAAAAUACAUCUGCAGCAAUAGGUGGAACGAUGCAGAUUGCAACAGCUGCAUGGAUGCGCUGUUGUAGCUUGGGAAACGCUGGGAAUGCCAUUAAAUUGGGCAGAAGUGGGCCACGCAGAAGGAGGCUGAUGAUGCUGAUGUGGAUUAUCCUCUCUGGCUCACUGUGCCUGAUGGUUGACGGCCAGAUGAAGAUCCCACCAGAAACUGUGCAGCAGUGGGCCGUGUCCUUCGGAAAAGAGAUUGCUGCUUUGUCGAAUAGAUACUCUGGAGCUAAACUUUUGCAGAAGAAAUAUACGGAUGUGGAGGGCGUGGUGAAGAUGGAGGAGGUGAACGGUGAAGAGCUGGUAAAGAAGUUUGCGGAGGAAAUGGAGGAGAUGCUCGGAAGGAAAAUGAAAUCAGUGAAGAAAUUAGCAGAAGCAGCAGAAGAUGCUGAUCUUGGGCACGAGUACAACGAAACACUAGAAUUUGACUACUUUAACUCCCUGUUGAUCAACACUGUGGAUGAGGAGGGCAAUCCAAUACCACUUGGUGGAGAAUUCCUCUUGGAGAAAAAUGAACAUUUCAAUAAACUUCCAGUUAACACACAGCAGAGUAACAUCCAAGUUCCUACAAAUGUUUACAAUCGAGAUCCUGAUAUUCUAAAUGGGGUCUACAUGUCUGAGGCUCUGAAUGAUAUUUUUAUUGAUAAUUUCCAGAAGGAUCCAACUCUCACCUGGCAAUAUUUUGGCAGUGCCACAGGCUUCUUCAGGCUCUACCCAGGAAUCCAGUGGAUUCCAGAUGAAAAUGGCGUGGUCACCUUUGACUGCAGAAACAGAAACUGGUACAUACAGGCCGCCACUUCUCCCAAAGACGUGAUAAUCGUGGUGGAUGUGAGUGGCAGCAUGAAGGGGCUGAGACUGACGAUAGCCAAGCACACAAUUAACACCAUCCUAGACACUCUGGGAGAAAAUGACUUUGUAAAUAUUAUAGCUUACAGUGACUAUGUUCGCUACGUGGAACCCUGUUUCAAGGGCAUGCUGGUACAAGCUGAUCUGGAUAACCGAGAGCACUUCAAGCUUUUGGUGGAUGAGCUUCAAGUCAAAGGAGAGGGCAAAGUAAAAAAAGCAAUGAAGGAGUCUUUCAAGGUCCUUAACGAGGCUGCUGCACUGGGGCAGGGCAGUCUGUGCAACCAGGUCAUCAUGCUGAUAACAGACGGCGCCAUGGAGGACUUCAAGGAUGUUUUUGAAGAGUUUAACUUUCCAGAACGUCGGGUUCGAGUGUUCACGUAUCUCAUUGGGCGCGAGAUGACUUUUGCUGAAAAUGUUAAAUGGAUCGCCUGCAACAACAAGGGUUAUUACACACACGUGUCCACACUGGCUGAUGUUCAGGAAAAUGUCAUGGAAUAUCUCCAUGUUCUCAGUCGACCAAUGGUUAUCAACCAUGACCACGACAUCAUCUGGACAGAGGCCUACAUGGAUAGUGUGCUGUUUAACACUCAGGCACAGAGUUUGCUCCUGAUGACCUCAGUUGCCAUGCCUGUUUUCAGUAAGAAGGAAGAAACUCUGUCUCAUGGGAUUUUGCUGGGUGUGGUAGGAACAGAUGUGGCCUUAAGAGAAUUGAUGAAAUUAGCUCCAAGAUACAAGCUGGGUAUCCAUGGUUACGCCUUCCUCAUCACCAAUAAUGGUUACAUCCUGUCUCAUCCAGAACUACGGCCUCUGUAUAAGGAGGGAAAGAAACUGAAGCCUAAACCAAACUACAACAGUGUUGAUCUGUCAGAGGUUGAAUGGGAGGAUACUGAGCAGAAACUGAGGACAGCCAUGGUCAAAGGAGAAACCGGCACAAUGUCUUUAGAUGUGAGAUCUUCAGUGGACAAAGGAAGGAGAGUGAUCUUUUUGAAGAAUGAUUAUUUUUACACCGUCAUAAAUGAGACACCAUUCAGUCUUGGUAUAGUCUUGAGUAGAGGGUAUGGAGAGUACAUCUUCACAGGAAAUGUCUCACUGGAUGAAGGUCUUCAUGACUUAAUCACUCCAGAUCUGACCUUAGCCAAUGAGUGGACCUAUUGUGAGAUAGAUAUCGACCCAUCACAUCGCAAACUGACCCAGCUGCAGGCUGUCAUAAAAUAUCUCACUGGGAAAGAAAAAGAUCUGCGCUGUGAUAGACAGUUGUUGCAACAGACUCUAUUUGAUGCUGUUGUUACAGCACCUAUGGAAGCGUACUGGACCGCUCUCAUGCUUAACACAUCUAGUAUGGACGAUGGUGUUGAGACUGCUUUCUUGGGGACUCGUUCAGGCUUGCAGAGGUUCCUGAGGUACACGGGUGUUGAAAAAAGAGUUGGCAAGUCUUUCCUGACCUCCACUGAUAAAGAGAAUAUGUUCACUCUGGACCAUUUCCCUGUGUGGUACCGCAGAGCAGCAGAGUAUCCAGUUGGACAGUUUCUGUACUACAUGCCCAGACAGGACACAAGAGCAGGAAGAAUUGUGAUUAGCUCCACUGCUGUGACUGUGACGGUGGGCAAGAAAACAGCCAUCGCUGGAGCUGUUGGGGUUCAGAUGACUCUGGAGGUGCUUGAAUCCAAAUUUAGGACCAUCGCUGCACAGCCGAAUGACACAGACUGCUCCUCCAUAGAGGGGGUUUGUCCUCUUCGCUGUGACAGCUUUGACAUUGAGUGCUACGUGAUUGACAAUAAUGGUUUUGUCCUAAUUUCUAAACGGCGCAGUGAUGCAGGAAGGUUCUUUGGUGAAACCGACGGAUCGGUGAUGACCACAUUGAUCCAAAUGGGCAUGUUUAAGAGGGUCUCGUUGUUUGACUACCAGGCCAUGUGUAAGACCAACCCUCACUCUGUCAGCAGCGCUCGCCCACUUCUCAGCUCAUUCUAUGCUUUGGCUUCAACCUUCAAGUGGUUCCUCUCUAAUGUCCUACUGUUUCUACUGGAGUUCAAUUUCUGUAGCUUCUGGCACUCAGAGCAUUUUGCUGACGCUUAUGUUCCCAAGAAAAAAUGGAACAUCUUGCAGCCAUGUGACACCGAGUACCCAAGCUUCAUUUACGAGCCGUCAGUCAAGGAGACCAACAGCAUUAUUAAGUGCGGACGGUGCCAGAAAAUGUUUGUAGUUCAACAAAUACCUGAAAGCAACCUGCUGAUGUUGGUGGUACAAGGAGACUGUGACUGCUCCAGACAGUACCCACCCAUCACCUUGGAGCCCAAAGAAGUCAAAUAUAACGCAUCAGUUAAGUGCGACAGGAUGAGGUCCCAGAAGAUCCGGAGACGUCCUGAGUCCUGCCACUCCUAUCACCCACAGGAGAAUGCUAAUGACUGUGGCGGCGCAUCUUUUCUACGUCUCUCAGGCCCUCUCCUUCUCCUCUGCCUCUCCCGCGCUGCGCUUGUUUCCUGAUGCCAGAAAACGUUCCUCUUUUUUACAAACACGACUCUAAAAGAACAAGACAGGUUUGCACACAAAUCACCUCAAGUGGACUUCUUUGGAAGCAGACUCUACGUGUUCAUCUGGAGACUGCAAACCGUGUGGACAUUUUACGCGAAUUGUGAACACAUGGCGUUAAAAACUAAAGCCUCCAAAUGUAACCCUGUAGCGCUGGAAAAAUAAUGUGUUUGAUGUUCAGGAGAAACUAACUUAAGUAGGGAAACUCUAUUUGGGAUCAGAACAAAUAAUAGAUAUUAAUGUAUCAUAAAGGUUAAUAUGCAAAUUAGCGAUAUUAGGUGUAGAUGGGUUGUUUAACACUUUUCCAGUCUCAAAUAUGUAGUUUCUUAUUGAUGCUGCUAUGGCUAAACAGGCCUUUAAAAUUGAAGUGCUACAGAGGUCCUUGUGCAAUUCAUUCUGAUCUAACAAAUUAUUUCAAAUACAGCUUAAUAGUAUAAAAUCACAACCAUAGAUCAUUCACACUCCCUCCACAAGAAGGCAGCAAAGUGUGUCAAAUACUCAUGGGUAAUCUUGAGACCAGAAGCAGUUUGAAGUAAAUUUGGGUUCAUUGUUUUUAAGAGAAGUUAGAAACGCAAAAGGGGGAAAAAAAGCAAACAAAACUCAGCUGAACUUUGCAGAAAUAAGUGCUUAUUCUACAUGUUGAUGGAAGCAUGCGCAUUUCCUGUAUGUGAACACAGAUUUAGAUUCUGGCUAUAUACUGAGAAUAAAGUAUGAGCAGGCAAAUCUGUUUGCACAAUAAAGAAUAAAGAUCUGUGCUUUAAAAUGAGUCUAUCAUGUACAUAUAUGAAAACAACUUAUAUUUAACAAAGAUUUUUAAGGUAGGGGUAAAAAAAACAGAAUGACCUGCUGAAUUUUUAUCAGGAUUUCACCUUAAAACACGUCUUUCUAUUUACCUUUUACUUUUUAUGAGCUGUGCCUUUCUGCUGUAUGUAAAUAUGAAAAAAUACAUAUGCUGUAAGUUUUCCCCAGGAUGUAUCAACCUUUCCAAAUAUGUCCAAAUGUACGUCUAACAGGAAGUAAACAAAAUUGUUUUUAAGUUUCAUUUUGAUCUUUAGUGUCUGUAGGUAUAGCUGUGUUUUAAUUAAUUUUAAGAUAUCAUUUUGGUUGAACUGACAGGUCACUUUGUCCAUUUGAAACACACACUCUGGGUGGUUUUGCUUCACAGUAAUAUAUUUUUGGUAAAGAGACUUAUUGUAAUCAUUUGUCUUGUUUAUGUUUAUAAAGUCCUUUGAACAUUAAUCUGUAAGUGAAAUUGUGAGCAACACCUACCUAAGUCAUGUUUUGUACACUGUUAAGUAAAUUAAAUCCAUGUGUUUUUUCUA